ACAACAAACAGGUGUGUUCUGAUAACGGGAGAGUGACAGGUGUGAAGAGUCAAAAACCGAAUAAAAGAAGGAGGAAGAAGAAGAAGAAGGAGACAGGUGUGGGGUCCAGAGUACAAGAUGUAAGCAGUCAUGUCUUCAACACUGAUCUUCUUCGUGUUCUUAGUGUAUUACCUCAUAACAAGAGGCUUUCCCAGACUGUUAUCAUGGCUUAUUGUGGCCAAGUAUCAAACAGAAAUCAAGAUCGGCCGAAUAAAUCUCUGGCGGCUCAGUUUCGAGGAUGUUCUGAUCAAAAAGUCAGGCCUAAGCAUAAAAGUUGACCGUGUUGGUGCUACAAGCAGUCUUUUUAACCAGGAAGAACGGAAAAUAUUUGCUUUGAAGGUUCACGAUGUGCGAAUUGAGAAAGAGGUGUGUGAGAAGCGUGGGCGAGCUCAAACUGAAGGAAGUAAUAAUGGCAGUGUGGAGGCUAUGUUCGCUGCAGCCAGCACAACCCCAGAGGUUGAGGCAAAGGCAAUUCAGCUCAGAAUAUCCCCUUCAGUUGUCACUCUUGCACAGGAGCUGAGGCUCUCUGACUGCCGUUACGCUCCUUUCACUCCCUGGAAAAUGCUGAAGCUGAAGGUCAGUGUGAGUGGAGCCCACCUGAAGGUCCUGCAGCAUGUGGCGGAUGAGAAGAAGCAGAUGGCAAGUGUGGCUGGGGGCAGCAUUGUAGGGGCUGGGCAGGACCCUUCGCUAAUGGAGUGCGCCAUCUCACUCAAGCUGUCUAUCGAAGCAAAUGCCGAGACCGUUGCAGCUAUGGAGAACAUCUCCAUACAGUUGAAUGAACCACAAGUCACUAUUAGAGAGCGCUUGCUUACAUUUCUUGAGAACAAAGCUUUGGCUGCAACACCAGUUGCAAGGCCAACGUAUGGAUCAGCAGCAAGUGCAACACCUCUUGAUGUCCAGCUGAAAAAGUAUUGGUUGUUUGUCCCUCUGAAAUUCCAACUCAAGGUGGAGGACAUUGGUACAAAGUUUGUCAAUAAUGUUGGACAGAUGGCUCUACAGGGCACACUUGCAGGCAUUGACCUUCAGACUCAUCUGACACGGGAAGGGGCUCUUGAAAACUUCCCAGCUCUAUUACCCGACUUCAGCACAGAACUCCAAGUCGAUAACAUCAAGUUACAUUGCACACAUGAAUCAUCUAUCUUUCUUAAUAGGUUCAAUCUACAAACUCAGUUUGUUGGGGACAGAGUGAAUAUGAAGAGUGAGUUCCGUUCACUUCACAUCUUUUAUGACCACAAAGACCUAGGCUUUUGGACUGGUUACAUGACCAGGAGGAAGUCACAACCAGCGAUGCCAAGUUAUAUUCCAGAUCAAACCAACAAGGAAAAAGUAAAGCCAUGGAAUGGUGCUUUCCAUAGAUACUGUGUUGGUCUUAUAGUAGAGAUGUGGGAUGUCACAUGUGGAGGUUGUGUCCCUGGCUCUCCAUACAGCCAAAUGAUGCUUCAGCAUGCACGCCACAGUGUCUUUGUGUCACAGUGGACCACAGAAGUCGAAGGAGAGCUCUUAUUGGAGUCCAUGGUGGCCACUCUCAGAUCAGGUCAACACAGUGGCUCCCAGAUGGCAGCCUCAAGUGCAGCAGCAACCCCAAGAAGAGUCCAUCAGUGGGGAACACCCAUGUGUAUUGGUCUGUGUCUUGUCCAGCUGUCAUCUGUGGCUCCUCAGUCCGCCAGAUGCAACAUGUCACUGCCUCCUCUUCAGGCUGAAGCUCUUCUAGACAACAUACAGUUAGAAUGGAGCCCUGAUUUGGCCUUGCUAGUAACUGCCAUUCUCAGAUAUUCAAGGGAGCUCAAGGAAUAUACAAAGAAUAUGAAACCCAGGAAAGUGCAAGAAAGUGGCUCUUCUUCUUCUGUAGAAACCUUCAGCAGUAUGAGUGUAAAAUGCACAAACAUCAAUGUAUUUGCUGUCACAGAACAAAAAGUGUCGUUAAUGGCUCGAGUAGACAGCCUGGAGAGUGCUAAGUCUGCAAAGAACUCAAGAACAACUAUAACUGGGAUGAAGAUGGUGCGAUUUGUCCCUACAGGCACUCAGUACUUGUGUAUAAAAUCUUCAGAGAUAAAGGGUGAAUGUGGUCAAGUAAGUGAAGUUAUUGUUGAGCAUGUAAAUGGAGAACUGCUUUUGAAUGUCAGUGAGCAACUCCAUUUGACCUGGUCCACCACUACACACAUGACCCUUCUCACUUUGGGUCAGGAAGUAGCUGCAUUUAUCAGAGAUGUCAAACCCUCUUCAGCCUCAGGAGACAAAGCAGGAGAUGCAACCCCAGGAGAAGAUCCGGAAAAUUCAUCUUUACAGUUGCAGUUGGUAGCUAAAGGAGACAUAAAAAUUGGUGCUGAACUCUCCCAGCGGCAUCAGAUGUACUUUAUACUGAGUGACUUAACAUACUUGAUGGCCAAUGGAAGGAUAUCAUGUCAGACAGAUGAACUGCAGAUUCAGUUCGAUGACCACAAUAUAAUGACUCUGUCAAGUGGAAAGUUGUCUCGCGCUCUUCAGUCUCGGGAAGUUCGUGAGGAGAGAGAAUCGAUGCAAGAGCUUGUUCAGAAGCAGAAUAAAGCAUGGAGACUGACAGUGGGAACAUGGAAGAUUACCUUCCCAUAUAAUUACAAGUUUGCACAAGCCUUUAGUGAUGACCUGUUGUCUGUGGUGAAGUGGAUAAAGUUAGUGCAUAAUCGUCGGCCUAAGGCAUUCACAGCUGAUAGUCCCUUGCCUCCUGAUUUGGUUAUACGAGUAAAGCACUGGCUUUUAGAGAUUGGAGAUGAUCCAUUUGAAGUGAAGUUGAGGUACAAUUAUGAACUCUUAGAAGAUGAAUACCAAGAGAGUUGCAAGAGGAUCAAGGCACUAGAUGCAAGGAUAGAGGAACUCCGCAAGACCAUGUUCCUCUUCCCUACAGGCAAGAUUGAGGAACUGUACAAAAAUCUGCAGGAAAAGAACAGUGAGACCUAUAUCAAGAGGUCAAAGUUGAUGUAUGAGUCUGCACCAAUGCGAACGCAGUUGUUUACAUGGACAAUGGAGGAUGUAGUGAUAUUUGCGAUGGCUGAUCCAACUUUCCAUGGAACGGAGAAGGUCAUACAGCACAUGGUUGACAUUGAUCAAGAGUCCCCAUGGCCUCAGGAGGGCCAGGAAUUCUCAACACUUUGGUGCCGCAUGAUUUCAGCCUCGUGUGCAGAGUGGAAAUUCAAGCUCAGAGAUUAUCCUCAGUCCCUUUUAGACAUGUCUGACCUUGAGAUCUGGGGAAGACUCAUUGGUGCUGAGCAGAAGGCCAGUAAAAGAGCAAUAAGGAAUGUGAUGGUGGAGGUUGGAGCACCAUGGUCAAACACUAUGGUUGAACGCACAAUGUCAGCACUCAAAUUCUACCAUGACUUUUCCUGCGAGGUCAAGAGCUUCACUGCAGCUUAUGGUCCAUGUUGGGAACCUGCAGUUGCUCAGUUUAAUCUCGCCCUCUCCCUCAUCAACCAGCCGUCCCGGGAUCCCUCGACACCACUGCCUUGGUGGGACAAGAUGAGGCUCCUCUUCCAUGGCCGCCUGACUCUCAUGGUCGAGCGCAUGACCCUACUCCUGCAUGCCUCACUUGACCCCUAUAACACCACUGAGGAGAUGGAGCUCACAUGGACAAGUCUCACCAUGGACUGGACCAAUGCAAAACUGGUAUUCAAGGGAAAUCUGAAAGUGUCAGUAAAAACAGCAUCCAAGUAUGAUGAUGCUAGGCUCCUGCAUGUCCCAAACCUAAAGCUUACAGUCAAGAUGAUAUGGCAGUGUCGAGGGAACCCCAAUGACCACCAUUCAGUCAUGCUUUGCGCACCAGACAAACUCCCAGAAUAUUCAAGUAACCAGCCCUCUCCCUCAUCACCAGCCGUCCCGGGAUCCCUCGACACCACUGCCUUGGUGGGACAAGAUGAGGCUCCUCUUCCAUGGCCGCCUGACUCUCAUGGUCGAGCGCAUGACCCUAGCUCCUGCAUGCCCUCACUUGACCCCUAUAACACCACUGAGGAGAUGGAGCUCACAUGGACAAGUCUCACCAUGGACUGGACCAAUGCAAAACUGGUAUUCAAGGGAAAUCUGAAAGUGUCAGUAAAAACAGCAUCCAAGUAUGAUGAUGCUAGGCUCCUGCAUGUCCCAAACCUAAAGCUUACAGUCAAGAUGAUAUGGCAGUGUCGAGGGAACCCCAAUGACCACCAUUCAGUCAUGCUUUGCGCACCAGACAAACUCCCAGAAUAUUCAAGUAACCAGCCGUCCCGGGAUCCCUCGACACCACUGCCUUGGUGGGACAAGAUGAGGCUCCUCUUCCAUGGCCGCCUGACUCUCAUGGUCGAGCGCAUGACCCUGCUCCUGCAUGCCUCACUCGACCCCUAUAACACCACUGAGGAGAUGGAGCUCACAUGGACAAGUCUCACCAUGGACUGGACCAAUGGUAAACCUCUCUUAUUUUUUGGCAAUUUGUAUAUUGCCAGAGAGCCAUUCUCAUGUAUUAAGAGUUAUGUUCAUAGAAAAUGGUUUGAAAAUCUCAAGUUCAUCCUAUCUGGCGUUGCCCGACCCACCAGACGAGGCCCACUCUUCAAUAAUACACAUGCGCGCAAACCUCAGUUAUCGAGGCAUUACAGCAGUAUACACCUUUCUGUGUCAUUUCAGCGCUUUGAUGUACGGUACUGGAUGUCUGUAGGAGUCAGAAAAGGAUUCCACCUCAGUGGUGAAAGACUGUCCCUUAGUUCUGAGCACAAGCUAACGUUGAUCCCAGUCAACGAUGGUUUACGUCACCGUCCUCGCAGUAGCUGGAGCAUCGUGUACCUCAACACAGAACUCUGCCUGGCCCAAGUCUGGCUUCAGAGUGCAAUGAAGGACUACACCACCUUCAGUGACGAAGAGGAUCGCCCUCAGGAGCCAGUUUCUGCACCUGUAGAAAAAUUCUAUUUCCUAAAUGUAAACCGAGUAGAGUACACCAGAGAGACCCUCACCCCCACACCAGCAGACUCUACUCCAGAUCCAAAUCUUCGUGAUAAGCCCAAUCACCGUCUUGUAGUACAUGGCUUGAAGGGAGCCUGGACCACUAACAACAGAGACAUCGUCUUUGCCCUGUACGACUCCUGGAACAAGUCACAGCAGCUCCGGCGAAACCUGACCCCAGACAUUAUAAAGAGCUACAAUCCAGAGGCUUCUACACCCCAGAAGCCAAGGAGUCGAUCCAUUACAGACAAUUCAACCCCACAGAACCUAACCUCUCCAACAGCAUCAUUGCAGGUUCCUCCAGUCCAAGCCACACCAUCACCAAUGUCACGCCUUCAGUCUGGUCAUGCUCAAGCCAUGCUUCAACAGCUUAUUGCUGAAGCUGAUAACAACCAAGUUGCAUUUAGUGAGGACUGUUCAAACACAGAGCCCAGAGACCAGAUACCCCAUGGAGUUAAAGCCUGCACUGUUGAUGAUGUCAUUCACAAGAAGUGGCUUAUUGUUCUGGUCAACAGUCAAGUGCUUCUGAAGGGCUGUGAAACAAAUGGCUAUGUGAUCCUCAGUGCUGCCAAUGCACAGAUCCUGCAGCGCAUCCACCGUCCAGUGUGGCAGGAUCACUCCCUUGUCACGAAGACCACUUGGUUUGGGUCACUAGAAUGCAUGCAGUACUACGCCACUGUUAGUAGUGCUGGGGACAAGGAGACACAGAUGGAUAACAUAAUGUGGCUGACAUUGGACAAUAUUGAAGAGAAAGAUGGGCAAGUGAUCAAUGAAGUAGCUGACAUAGUGGGAAGUGGACAGUCUGUGGGUGGAGUAGUCUCUCAGACUGUUGGCUCAAUGGAUGAAGAUGAUGAACUUCAACUGCAGCGCAUAGUAUCAAGGUGCAAGUGUGAAUUUUAUUAUGUGGCUUAUGGUGAAACUGGCCUGGACGUCUCUCUGCUGGAGGAGGUUCAUCCCCCGCUCCCUGAGGACGACCUCUGGAGCCGCAAUGUGGAAGCCGUUGACACCUUCACACUAGUCCAUCAUGACCUCUGUGCAAGCACUAACUCCCUGCAGUAUAACAUGGUUGUAGACAUCCUGAACAACCUGCUUCUGUAUGUGGAUCCCAAAAAAAAGGAAGCGAGUGAGGCUGUUGCCCGCAUGAGGUUCCAGCUCCAGCUCUACUCGAGAGACGACCAACGAAAGCCCAUCAUCAGGCUGCAGAAUCAAGUCAGGUAUCAUCUGUCACAGCUGAGAUCACUAGAGAAAGAAGUCUAUCUUGUCCAAAGACACCUCCUCAAUGACCCAACCAAUCAACAAAAAUUAGAUGAAAAAGAAGUACUAGAGAAGCAGGUGGCAGAGUGCAAAGAAAAAGUUAAUGGCUUGAGUGAAGAAUUAGCCAUGAGAAUUCACCUGUACAAUGAAACCCAGCUCUCUGCUAAUCACAAGUGGACAUCAUCAGGUGGAGACAAGCAGACGAAAGUGAUCCGGAUGAAUGAAGUUAGCUUCAGGAAGGCUCAGUGGCGAUUGACAGAGAAGGAUGGACAGCUUGGUAUUGCAGAUCUGGUGCUCUCAAAUUUCUUGUACACAAAGAAAACCAAUGCAGAUGAUAGUGGAGAACAUCUUUUGGAACUUGGCUAUGUCACCAUGAGGAACCUUUUGCCAAAUCAAAUUUACCAAGAGGUUCUCAUGCCCUCUGAGCUGCAGAUGAACAUGCCUGUUGAUCGUCAGAGGACUCUACGAAUAUUCUGCAGAGAGAAGCCCCCAUGUGGUGGGAUAUCUAUCAUUGAACACUUUGAGGUUAAUGUUGUACCUCUAAAUAUUGCCCUGACCUAUCAGUUCUUCAAAACAAUGAUGAAGUUCUGCUUCCCAGACAACACAACAGAAGAGGAGUUUGCAGGGAGUGAGGUCUCAUCAGGAGGCCAGAGCACACGUGGCAGCAAGAAACAAGCAUCGCUGCGGAAAUCUCACAAGGAGUCCAACUUUUAUGUGGCUCUGCAAGAUAAGGAUGAUGUAGAGAUUAUGAAGCAACGAGCAGAGCAGAACAAGUUAUUUGUUUAUAUAAAGAUCCCAGAGCUUCCAGUGCGAGUCAGCUACAAAGGCAAAAAGGAAAAGAACAUUGAGGAUGUAUCAAACUUCCGCUUGGUGGUGCCGACCCUAGAAUACCACAAUGUGACAUGGACGUGGCUUGACUUCCUAAUGGCUAUGAAGCAGGAUUCCAAAUCAGCUCUCUUGUCUCAGGCCAUCAAACACAAGUUGAACCUGGCUCACUUCAGGGCAGAUGAAGCUGCCACACCCAAUGAGGAAGAGAAGGCGCGACUCUUGUUGGGAAGCAAAUUGAUGCCACCAGAGUCCAAAGGUACGAAGAAGAGCUUGUUCAAGUUCAACAGAUAGCCUACCAGGCAUGCAGCACGUCGUAGUUGCUCAACUUCACAUACUAAAGGAAACUUAUUGGUUGGUUUUUAAGUAUGGUGUAAGGGCAAAUGUAACUUCACAUAUUUCUUCAUAUUUUUCCCCCCAUACUGGAAUAAGAAAUAGAAGUAAUGAGUAUAUAUAACUUAGCUGUAAUGGAGCUGUGGAUCUGUGAUUAAGGCUAAGAAGUUAGAAUGCAGCUGAUUUUGUUCUUUUGGUGGUGAAGCAUCAUGUAGUGUGUCUUUGAUUUUGUGAACUCUUUGCUUUGUAUCACUUAUUUGCCUUAAGUAUUUGAGAGCAAGUUAGUGGGCUCUUUGUUAGUGUUAUUAUUAUUUUUUUUAACUGGUAAAUAUCAGUCAUCAUAGAAAUGUGUUCUGGACUCCCCAAAAUUUAUGUAGCGAAACACAUGGUAUCAGGAGUUUUUUCUGUGAUAUUAAGGGGAAACUCAAGAAUGUAGCAGAUAAAAGUUAUAUGAUUAUUAUUAUAUAUAUUUUUUUUAUAAAUAUCUUUCUGCUUCAAAAUUAUAUUUUGCUUAAGUGUGUAAUUUUAUUGUAGCACAUGACAUUAAUCUAGUUCCAAAAAUGGUGCAUUAGUUGUUAAGACUUUUAAGAGAGAUAAGGAGAGAUUCUUUUUAUAUCCAAUAUGUAAUUUAUUGAUAAAGAUAGCCAUGAAAUUUUGAAAGAUGCACAUUCUGAAUUAUCAUUUUUUUCAGAAGAAAAUGUAUGAGGUUCACUUUUAUUCAUGGAUCUACUUUGACGGAACUUAGUAAGUUCACCUUGGCUCUGAUAAUAAGGAAGUUCUUUGAAUUCUUUGUUGAGAGAAAAACUCAUAUUCGUCUUCUCCUUUCGAUCUUCUUUCUUAUUCAUAUUAACAAAGAAUAAAUGAUGAACAAGAGUACCAGAUAUUUCAUUCAUUUUUCAGGUAGACGAUAUUAAGAGCAUGAGAGUGUCUUAGAACCCUUAAUGAGAUAACAUGUAUGUGUGAGAAGUUAAGACCAAGCACAUUUAACUUAAUAUGAAUGAAUGAAUGUCAAGGAAAAGGGGUGAAAGAGGGAGGCGGAAGAGGAGGAAAAAUAGAAAGCAGAGGUAAAUGUGUGUGUGUAGAGAUUGUGAUUAG
Molecule: messenger RNA, 8475 nt
Organism: Penaeus indicus
Lineage: Eukaryota; Metazoa; Arthropoda; Malacostraca; Decapoda; Penaeidae
Gene: hob
Product: protein hobbit-like
Exons: 53
Coding region: 130-7341 (2403 amino acids)
Source: RefSeq, a predicted model, not a curated record